Molecule: messenger RNA, 15145 nt
Organism: Phyllopteryx taeniolatus (common seadragon)
Lineage: Eukaryota; Metazoa; Chordata; Actinopteri; Syngnathiformes; Syngnathidae
Gene: fras1
Product: Fraser extracellular matrix complex subunit 1
Exons: 74
Coding region: 487-12522 (4011 amino acids)
Biological process (GO): cell communication
Cellular component (GO): membrane
Molecular function (GO): protein binding
Source: RefSeq, a predicted model, not a curated record
GUGCAGGUGUACCGAAUGAAGUGACCGAUGAGUGAGUGUCUGCUUACUUUCCUUUUUUUUUUUUACUUCACUUUCCGGAUAGAACAGCUGAUAAAGUAGCACGAAGAACAUCAAGUGGAAUGUGCUUCCCUGGAGGAGGUGCGACGAAGAGGAGGAGGAGGAGGAGGAAGAGCAGGACGUCAUGUGCAGGAGCUUCCCAUUUUUCUUCUCCAGGAGUGCGUAUCAGGGAGGGGCGGAACUGCACUUCCCCACUUCCAUCCAGGCUGCCGGACCUCCCCAGUCUUCCUCACCGGAGCGCGGACGCUACGCUUGGGGGAAACAUUCCGCAACCUACCGGGGACUUUCCCCAGCUUCCCCUCCAGCUUCUUUCGGAACGAGCUUGAACGUUGGUGCCGCGGUGGAAACAAGACCCUUAAGACCCCUUCCAACACCACCACGAGUACUACCUGGACUACAUUUGGAUUACAAACCGGCUUGGCCGCGACCAUGGCGGCGGCUCGCUGGAUGGUGUUCGGCGCCCUGGCUGCAGCCCUGAACGCCCCCCGGGUGACACAUGGCGUGUGCGUCUACGAGGGAUCGGUCCACGCGGACAAGUCAACGUGGCGACCACAGUCAUGUCGGGAGUGUACGUGCUAUGACAACAUGGUCAUCUGCGCAGCCAUCCAAUGUGCCAACCCACAGUGCGACUUCCAGCGGGGCGAGCGCUUGAGGAUUCCUGCCGAUCAAUGCUGCCCAGAGUGCGUCUCCUCUGUCAAUGACUCGUGCAACUACCAGGGCGUCACUUACGCUCAUGACAGUCAGUGGAGUCCUACGUCUUGUACACUAUGCGAGUGCUCCAGAGGAGUGGCGUCCUGUGCCCCCCACCGCUGCCCCACCCUCAGUUGCCCCGACAACCACAGCCCCUACACCCCGGCUGGAGAAUGCUGCCCGAAAUGCUCUCGCACUGGAGAGUCUUGCUCCUGGCAGGGUUCGGAGUACAGGGACGACGAGGAGUGGCAAUCCAGCCAGUGUUCCAGAUGCGUUUGCCACAGUGGGGACGUCCGAUGCUCGGUGGUUGAGUGUCAGCAAGUGGCCUGCAAACCUAAUGAGAACUUGGUGAUCCAGCCUGGUCACUGCUGUCCUCAGUGCGUCUCCAACCCAUGCUUGUCUGCUGGGAAGCAGUACCAGCACGGUGAACAGUGGCAAAAGGACGCCUGCACCACGUGUGUGUGCGAGCGUGGUCAGUCCAAAUGUCACACACACACCUGCCCGCCUGUCACCUGCGAUAAGGGUGAGACCAAAGUGAGGCGCAGCGGCCAGUGCUGCGACGAGUGCGCCGCCGCGAGAGGAAGCUGCCUGUACCAGGGUAUAGUGCGUUACCACGGCGACAUGUGGAACGGCAGCGACUGCGAGUUCUGCAUGUGCAACCGCGGACAAGUGCUCUGCCACAAGGCCGAGUGCGCACGCCUCCACUGCCCACAGGGAUCAGAGCUGGCUCACCUUUCAGGAAUAUGCUGUCCACGGUGUUCCUUUCAGAAAAUGGCCUGUUUGCAUGAAGGACAAUCCUACAAGGACUUGGCUCGCUGGACCAAUGACAACUGCCGCGAGUGCGAGUGCCACGAUUCGCGCGUGACUUGCUACCUGCCGUCCUGCCCAGCAUGCCCGCCGGGCACCUUGGUCGUCGCCCAUGAGGGACAGUGCUGCCCUCAGUGUCAUCAAGUUCCGUGUGAUUCAGACUGUCAGUCAUGUUCCGGGACUCCUGAUCACUGUGACAGCUGCAAGGACCCGAAGGCCGUCCUCCAUCUUGGCCGCUGUUUGUCCAUCUGUCCUGACAGAUUCUUUCCUGAUGGACAAGAAUGUGCAGCAUGCCCGUCAUCUUGCGCUAUCUGCAGCAACAGGUGGUCCUGCCAGUCGUGCGUCCCCCAGCGGCCCCUGCUGAGUCCCGAGGGCGACCAGUGCCUGGCGACCUGUCCCGCCGGCACUUACCAGGACAACCGCCGAAGACACUGCAGACGUUGUUCCGAGUCGUGUUCCGAGUGCGCCGGUCCAAGCCCACGGGAGUGCACGUCGUGUACGGACCCGGCCGCCCUGCUCAAAGACGGCGAGUGCGUUCCCGACUGCGGCGACGCGUUCUACAGUCAAGAUGGCGUCUGUCACGCUUGCCAUUCGUCCUGCGCCUCCUGCUUCCCCGACAAGCCCGACUGCGCAACCUGUCCGCCGGGCAGCGCGUUGCAUCGUGGGAAAUGCAUGUCGGCUUGUCCCGCUCAACACUACAGCGACCACGGCAGCAGAUGCAGAGGCUGCCACAGCUCGUGUGCCUCAUGCUGGGGUCCGUCGGCGUCUCACUGCACGUUGUGCGCACAGGACCUCCUCCUCCACCAGGGGCAGUGUGUGGAGGUGUGUGGCGAGGGCCUCUACCCGCACGCCCACACCUGUCACAACUGUCACCCGUCGUGCCGCUGGUGCGUGGGCCCUCUGGCUUCAGACUGCCUGCGCUGCGUCAAAGCCGCUGAGGUCCUGGCCCUGCAGUCGCGUGACCUUCUGCCACCGCGUGGGGUCUGCGUGGCGGACUGUCCCGCCCGCACCUACGCCGACCACCAGCACAUCUGCACAGAAUGUCACACAUCCUGCUGGAGGUGCACAGGACCUUCUGUGGACAACUGUAUGUCCUGUCCUUCGCCGUCCAGCCUCCACGAGGGACGAUGUAUGCACACAUGCCCACAAGGAUUCUUUGUAGUGGAUGGCCAUUGUCAAGCCUGCCACCCGUCCUGCCAGACGUGCUCGGGCGCCUCCCAGGCCGACUGCACCUCGUGCCCCCCACUGGCGGACCUGAAUGCCGGCCACUGCCGGACUGGCUGCCAGGAGGGGCGCUUCCUCCAUACCUCCACGGCCCAGUGCCUCAAGUGCAGCCGUGAUUGCCAGCGGUGCACGGCGGACGUCCAAACAGGCGUCGGCAGCAUUUGCCUGUGGUGCAAAGGACCCGGCACUGGCGCCUUGUUGCUCGGCGACCACUGCGUCUCCAGCUGUCCUCGCGACCACUACGGCUGGCACGGAGCUUGCAUGCGAUGUCACCUAUCAUGCGAGGCGUGCAGUGGGGCGGGGCCUCUUGCUUGUACUUCCUGUCACGCCCCCAGCGUUCUGCUGCCUUCCGGGGUCUGUGCCCCCCGGUGCCCACUGGGUUACUACGACAACGGCCACAGGGUCUGCGAAGCGUGCGCACACCAGUGUCUGACAUGCAACGGGCCGGGAACCUGCACUUCCUGCCGCGACCCCACCAAGGUGCUUCUGUUUGGCGAGUGCCAGUACGAAAGCUGCGCCCAGCAGUACUACCUCAACGCCACCACGCACAUCUGCACAGAGUGCGACUGGAGCUGCAACGCCUGCCGAGGCCCCCUGCGCACCGACUGCCUGCAGUGCAUGGACGGGUACGUCCUACGAGACGGCGUCUGCGCCCAAGGGUGCCCGCUGGGAUCCUACCGCGAUGGAGACAGAUGCCUCGGCUGCGAUGACGCCUGCGUGGAGUGUGGCGGUCCCGGGCAGUGCCUGCGAUGCCAGCCCCCUUACGCCACCCUGCGUGGUCAAUGUGUGCUCCAAUGCGGCAGGAACUACUUCCUUGAUGCCGACGCACACUCCUGCCAACCGUGCUCCACCGACUGCGUGCUCUGCAACGGAGUCGGACGUUGCCGAGCUUGUGGACUACAGAGUUUCCUCAUGGAGGGAUACUGCACCCCCGACUGUGGACAUGGUUACUACGCUCAUCAAAAAAGUCGAACCUGCCAUGCAAACAGCAGCCCCCCCUUCCUCCACAUCAACGGUUCCCUGCAGGUUCCUCUCGGUGGUACGGUCCCGCUGACCCCGACUCUUGUGCAAGUGAAGGACCCCGACAGCACGCUCGAUGAUCUCGUCGUCCAGCUCAUUCGGCGACCUACCAACGGCCGUCUGGUCGUCUUCCGAGGGGAGCAGGAGAACAAGGAGGAGGCGGGGCAACGAGAGCUGAGCGACCAAGACACCUUCACAUGGGCACAGUUGGGAAGCGGUCGAGUACACUUUCAACACCACAAGGACAAAGCAAGGACUGGCGAAUUCACUCUGCAAGUGGCCGACCCUCAGCUGUUGUCUCAAGCGGAAACAAUUCAAGUUCAAGCCCUCUCAAUGCAGCCUCCGAGGGUGCUGGUGUUAUCCCCCCUGUCCGUGAAGGGCCCCGGCGGGGCGCAGACCAUCACCAAGUCAACUCUUCUUGUGGACGAUCCCGACAACCCGGCGGACGUCCUGGUGAUGGUUCUGGAGCCUCCUCGUCACGGCCUGCUGACGCGUCUCCACGCCGACCGAUCGCUGAGCCGCUUCAAGCUGGAGGAGCUUUCUCGGGAGCGUGUGCAGUACGUACACGACGGGUCGCGGGAGGCACAGGACCACCUGGUGCUGCAGAUCAACGACGGACACAGCUACCAGAACGUUCUGCUUCAAGUGGACAUCAGCCACAAGGCGGACGACUCGCCUGAGCUGCGGUCUUUCCCGGUAACCUGGGUGAAAGGGGGCGGCAUGGUGAGAAUCAGCAGCAAACACCUGCAGGCCCACUACAAAGGGGUCAGCGCAGACAACAUUGUUUACACCAUCCUGGACUCUGACGGACAGCCCAAAUACGGCGAGGUGGUUCUGGUUUCCAUGCCAGCUGAUGGUCCGCUCGAAGGCUGGAACCCGACGUUGACGGACGAGCGGGGCUUCACCGCCACCAGAUCGUUCACUCAACAGGACGUGGACGACGGCACCGUGUGGUACCGACACUUUGGCAGCGGGACCCCAGCCGACUCCUUCCGCUUCCAGGUGUCUGCAGAGGCAGCUGCCGUCACGCAAAGUGAAGCACAGACGUUCACCAUCGGAGUCUUACCGCAAAUCCCCGGAUUCCCUCAGCUCGACCCAGAAUGUGAUCUCCAAGUCACGGCUCUCGAGGAUCGUGUGACAGCGAUAACACCCUCAGCUCUUUCAUUCGUGGACUCUGAGACCCCCAGUGAUCGUCUCGUCUACAACAUCACCAAACCACUACCGGCUGGCCAAGGCGCCAUCGAGCACCGCGACAGGCCGUACAUGGCGGUCAAAAAUUUCACGCAGGCGGACGUAGACAAUGGCAAGAUCGUCUACAGACCCCCUCAGGCCCCCUCGCACCUGCAGGAGCUCUACCAGUACUCCUUCAUUGGUCUGCCUGAGUCUUUGAGUGUCUUCUUUACAGUGUCCGAUGGCGAGCACACAACUCCCGAGUUAGACUUUGCCAUCCUUCUGCUGUCCAACCACCAGCAGCCUCCAAUGUUCCAGGUUUUAGACCCCCUUGUGGAAGUCAGCAUGGGCGGGCAGGCCCCCGUGGGCGGCCAGCAGCUGGCGGUGAGCGAUGCCGACACAUCCCCAGAUGAGCUGGAAUUCGAGCUGGUGGAGGCUCCGGUCCAUGGGGAGCUGCUGAAAAGCCAGGGCGGCGCCCGAGUCAGGAUGACUAACACCGACAGCUUCACCUUCUCCGACGUCACCCACAACUUACUGCUCUACCGCCAUGCCGGCCUUUCCCGCCACGACGACGCCUUCACCAUCUCGGUCAGCGAUGGCAUCUCCAUGGCGACCGUCGCCGUGCAGGUGGCGGUGCUGGGCGGCGGACCCGGUGGAGACGGGCCCCAGCGGGACCCCGACGCCGCACUUUCCCUGGAGGUGGGCAAGAGGAGCAGCACGGUUGUCAGACGUUCGCAUCUGGCCUACACGGACGACUCGUCGCCGGAUGAGCAGAUCCACAUCCAGCUGGUGUCGGUGCCAAUGUAUGGGAUCUUGACUAGAACUCAGGACCAAAGGGAGCCACAGCAACUGAGGGAAUAUUCCACUUUCUCUAUGGACGACAUCAACCGCGGCACCAUCAGCUACAUCACGUCGUUGGAGACGGGCAACCAACCCGUCACGGAUAUCUUCCACUUUGUCGUCUACGACGGCGACAACAAUCGCCUUGACAACCAGAUGUGCACCAUAACCAUCACCGCCAAUGCCAGACAGCCACCUGCUGUCACCGUGCGCAGUGGAAUCAAGGUCCAGGAGGGCGGUCGUGUGCAACUGUCAACCAAUCACAUUAUCAUAUCUGACCUGGACACACCCGGGAAGAACCUGCUGGUCUGGCUCGUCAGCCCCCCCAGCUACGGAUUUAUUGAAAACACCAAGCAAGCAGGCGGAUCAGUGGGAGGUUCGCGAGCCGUCACGCCCGAGAUGCCGUUCUCCGUGGAGGACCUGACGUCAGACCGCAUUUUCUACGUGCAGCGCGCAGGACAGCCGGCACAGCAAGACACCUUCAGCUUCUAUGUCAGCGAUGGAAAUAGCCAGACGGAGGCCUUUAACGUCAACAUCGAGAUCCAGGGCAAGCGGCAGAGUGAGCCUCUGGUGUCAGUGAGCAGCAUCCACGUGGAGGAAAACUCCGGAGUAGUGGUCACCAACGCAUCGCUCAGCGUCCUGGACCAGGACACGCCGGAGAAUGAGAUUGUGUUCACCGUCAUACAGAAGCCAUCCUAUGGUAAACUCCGCCGACGUCAGUUCUACUCACAGCCACUGGAGAGCGGCCGCGUCCUCUCUCAGGGAUCCACCUUCACCUACCAGGACGUCCUGGAUCGCCUGCUGGUCUACACACCCGAGACGGUCAGCGGUGGCGUGGACGAGUUGGCCUUCAGCGUCACCGACGGCGUCCACACUCAAGCCACCGGACGCCUGCGCUUCACCAUGGACAUCACUCGCAGCGAGGGGCCACGCAUGACCGUCAACAGAGGCCUGCAGCUGCCAGCUGGUUCUUCAUCCAAGAUCACCGAGCAGAACCUGAAGGCCACUGACAUGGAUUCUGACAGCCUGAAGUUGCGAUACAUCAUGACCAAAGACCCUCCGAGCGGCAAAGUCCAGCUGAGCAGUGGGAGAGGCUUUGAGAAAGUUUCUGUCAAGGGUCUCGUGCGCAGUUUCACACAAGAGGAUGUCAACAAAGGUCUGGUGCAGUACAGCCACGAGAAAGGUGAGAAGGGAGGCAGCCAGUCAUUUAAGUUCAACCUGGUGGACCCAGAAGGCAACAAACUCAUUGACCAGUCCUUCUUUGUCAGCGUGCUCGAGGACCGCCUACCACCAUCGGUGGUGGUCAACAAAGGCCUGGUCCUGGAUGAGAACUCUGUGAAGAAAUUGACCACGCUCCAGCUGUCGGCCAGCGACCAGGACAGCGAACCCGGCGAGCUGCUCUACCGCGUCACCAAGCAGAGCAGCCUCGGACACCUGGAGUUUACUGCCAACCCUGGCAUGCGAAUCGACAGUUUCACGCAGGCUGACCUGGCGUCUCGCAGCGUCCAGUACGUUCACACCAGCCAAGAAGAAAAGCACGCCGACCAGUUCUCCUUCACUGUGUCCGAUGGCACCAACGAGGUGGCGCAGACGUUCUACAUCACCAUCAAACCCGUGGACGACUCGCUACCCCUUCUCCAUGUUCCUGGUAUGCGGGUUCAGGAGGGCGUGAGGAAAACCAUCACCGAGUUUGAACUCAAGGCCACUGACGCAGACACAGAGGCCGAGUCCAUCGUGUUCACGGUGGUGCAGCCGCCGCGUCACGGCGCCAUCGAGCGCACAGGUAACGGGCAGCACUAUCGGCCCACCGCCACCUUCACCAUGGACGACAUCUACCAGAACCGUCUCAGCUACAACCACGACGGUUCCAACUCGCUGCAGGACAGGUUCACCUUCACGCUGGCCGACGGCACCAACCUGCUCUUCAUGGUGGAGGACGGCGGCAAGGAGAUUGUGACGGCCGCCCCGCAGAAGUUCAAGAUUGAAAUUCUUCCCGUGGAUGAUGGUACUCCGCGAAUCGUCACCAACCUUGGGCUGCAGUGGCUCGAGUACAUGGACAACAAGGCGACCAAUCUGAUCACUAAAAAGGAGCUGCUGACCGUGGACCCGGACACAGAUGACGAGCAGCUGGUGUACGAGGUCAUCAGUGAGCCUAAGCACGGCUUCCUGGAAAGCAAAACAGCGCCAGGUGGCCGCGUCAGCUCAUUCACGCAAGCGGACAUCAACCUGGGACUGAUUCAUUAUGUGCUGGAUGAGGAGAGCACGCAGGAAACCAUGGACAACUUCCAUUUCCUUGUGAAGGACAGCAAACCCAACGUGGUCAGCGACAACGUCUUCCACAUCCAGUGGUCGCUCAUCAGCUUUGAGCACAAAAGUUACAACGUGUCGGAGAAGGCGGGCACAGUUGCGGUGACGGUGAAGAGGACAGGCAACCUCAACCAAUACGCCAUAGUGCUAUGUCGCACCGAGCAAGGCAGCGCCACUUCCAGCGGCGGCGUGGGAUCGCGACCCGGGCAGCAGGACUACGUGGAAUAUGCCGGACAGGUGCAGUUUGACGAACGUGAGGACGUGAAGGUUUGCACGGUGGCGCUGAAUGACGACUUGGUGUUCGAGGGCGUCGAGAGCUUCCACGUGGAGCUAAGCAUGCCCGUGUAUGCCCUGCUGGGUACGAACACACGUGCCCUCGUGAACGUCAACGACACUGAGGACGAGCCCACGCUGGAGUUUGACCGCAAGACCUUUCAUGUUAACGAAAGCGCCGGCGUCAUACGCGUACCCGUCGAGAGAAAAGGCGACACGUCCAGCAUGGUGUCAGCCCUGUGCCACACUGUGUCCAAGUCGGCCCAGGGCAGCAGCCUUCAUGCUCUGGAGUCGGGCUCCGACUACAAGAGUCGCGGCGACGGGCCCGAGAGCCGCGUGGUGCUCGGGCCCGGCGUCAGCAUGAGCACAUGCGACGUGACCCUGAUCGAUGACAGUGAGUACGAGUUGUCCGAGGAGCUGGAGUUGGUGCUGUCUGAGCCAUCGGACAACGCCCGCAUCGGACGCGUCGCCGUGGCCGAGGUGGUCAUCGACGGGCCCAACGACGCCUCCACCGUCACUCUCGGCAACGACACCUUCAUCUUCGCCGAAGACGCCGGCACCAUUGAAAUUCCAGUGCUGCGCCACGGCAGCGACCUGUCCUCCGUGACGUCAGUUUGGUGCGCCACGCGACCCGCCGACCCCCCCUCGGCUAGCCCAGGCGUGGACUACAUCCCCAGCUCCAAGAAGGUGGAGUUCAAGCCUGGGAGAACUGAGGAGACGUGCAGUCUAACUAUCAUGGACGAUGUCCAGAAUCCGUCCAUCGAGGGCCCAGAGUCCUUCGUGGUCUUCCUGAGUUCCCCACAAGGAGCCGUACUCCAGGAGCCGUACGAGGCCAACGUCGUCAUCACUGACACCUUCCAGGACAUUCCCAGCAUGCAGUUUGAGAAGAGUGCCUACACGGUGAAGGAGAGCGACGGCACCCUGCACCUGCCCGUGGUGCGCACGGGUGACCUGUCCUUCACGUCGUCGGCACACUGCUUCACGCGCACCAUGUCGGCCGCCGUCAUGGACGACUUCCGGGAGCGCCCCAACGUGGACGAAUCGCGCGUCACCUUCCUGCGAGGGGAGAAGGUGAAGAACUGCACUGUUCACGUGAAUGACGACUCGGUGUUCGAGCCCGAAGAAGAGUUCCAGGUUCACCUAGGGACGCCGACAGGAGACCACUGGAGCGGCGCCAUGAUCGGAGAGAGGGACACCGUCACCGUCACCAUCACCAAUGACGAAGACGCUCCCACCAUCGAGCUGGAGCAGGCGUCCUAUCAGGUCCGAGAGCCUCCCGGUCCGGACGGCGUGGAAGUCCUUAAUGUCAAAGUGAUCCGGCGCGGGGAUCUGGACCGAACCUCCAAGAUCCGCUGCAGCACGCGAGAUGGCUCGGCCCAGUCCGGUGUAGACUACAACCCCAAGAGUCGGGUCCUCAAAUUCACCCCUGGCAUGGACCACAUCCUUUUCAAGGUGGAGAUCGUGUCCAAUGAGGACAGGGAGUGGCACGAGUCCUUCUCGUUGGUCCUCGGCCCCGACGACCCGGUGGAGGCGGUGCUGGGCGAGAUCACCACGGCAACCGUCACCAUUUUGGACCAGGAAGCUGCCGGGAGUCUCAUCCUUCCGGCCCCGCCCAUCGUAGUCUCCCUCGCCGACUAUGACCAAGUCCAUGAAGUGACCAAGGAGGGAAGCAAGAAGACGCCCUCGCCAGGUUACCCGCUGGUGUGCGUCACGCCCUGCGAUCCACACUACCCCAAGUACCCACUGAUGAAGGAGCGCUGCGAGGAGGCAGGAAUCAAUCAAACACAGGUGCACUUUUCCUGGGAGGUGGCCUCGCCCACCGACACCAAUGGGGCACGCUCACCCUUCGAGACGGUGACCGACACCACCCCGUUCACAAGCGUCAACCACAUGGUUCUGGACAGCAUCUACUUCAGCCGCCGCUUCCAUGUCCGCUGCGUGGCGCAAGCCCGUGACAAGGCAGGUCACCUGGGAACGCCACUCCGGAGCAACAUCGCCACCGUGGGAACCGAGGGCUCCAUCUGCCACACGCCCGUCACCACCGGGACCGCGCGAGGAUUCCAGGCGCAGUCCUUCAUUGCCACGCUCAAGUACUUGGACGUCAAACAUAAAGAACACCCCAACCGGAUCCACAUCUCGGUGCAGAUCCCCCACCAGGACGGCAUGCUCCCCCUGGUGUCCACCAUGCCGCUUCACAACCUCCACUUCCUGCUGUCCGAGUCCAUCUACCGGCAGCAGCACGUCUGCUCCAACCUGGUCACUCUCAAAGACCUGCAGGGUCUCUCGGAGACGGGUUUCCUGGACGACGUGUCCUACGACAGUAUCUCCCUGGGUCCGGGCUACGACCGGCCGUACCAGUUCAACCCCAACGUGCGUGAGGCCAGAAGCAUCCAGUUGUACAAGCACCUAAAUCUCAAGAGCUGCAUCUGGACAUUCGAUGCCUACUACGACAUGACGGAGCUCAUUGACGUCUGCGGCGGCUCCGUCACCGCCGACUUUCAGGUUCGGGACUCUGCUCAGUCCUUCCUCACAGUUCAGGUUCCGCUCUAUGUGUCCUACAUCUACGUGACGGCUCCACGAGGUUGGGCUUCUCUGGAGCAUCACACCGAGAUGGAGUUCUCCUUCUUCUAUGACACCGUGCUUUGGAGGACAGGCAUCCAGACUGACAGCGUUCUCUCCGCCAGACUGCAGAUCAUAAGGAUCUACAUCCGCGAGGAUGGGCGGCUGGUCAUCGAGUUUAAAACGCAUGCUAAAUUUAGAGGCCAGUUUGUCCCAGAACACCAUACGCUGCCUGGACACAAGUCCCACCUGCUGGCGCCGGACCACCUGGGAGGCAUCGAGUUCGAAAUCCAGUUGCUGUGGAGCGCCCAGACCUUUGACUCCCCCUACCAGCUAUGGAGAGCCACCAGCUCCUACAGCAGGAAGGAUUAUUCCGGAGAGUACACCGUCUUCUUGAUCCCGUGCACUGUCCAGCCCACUCAACCAUGGAUCGAUCCUGGGGACAAACCCCUGUCUUGCACGGCUCAUGCUCCAGAAAAGUUUCUGGUGCCUAUCGCUUUCCAGCAGACCAACCGUCCAGUCCCUGUGGUCUACUCGCUGAACACAGAGUUUCAGCUGUGUAACAACGAGAAGGUCUUCAUGAUGGACCCGGCCAGUACUGACGUCUCCAUGGCCGAGAUGGACUACAAGGGGGCCUUCUCCAUGGGUCAGACUCUGUACGGUCGUGUGCUUUGGAACCCGGAGCAGAAUCUGAACGCGGCCUACAAACUACAGCUAGAGAAGGUAUAUCUGUGCACCGGCAGGGACGGCUACGUUCCCUUCUUCGACCCGACGGGCACCCUGUACAACGAGGGUCCGCAGUAUGGCUGCAUCCAGCCCAACAAGCACCUCAAACAUCGCUUCCUGCUCCUGGAUCGCAAGCAGCCAGAUGUGUGUGACAAAUACUUUCACGACGUCCCCUUCGAGGCCAACUUUGCUUCGGACCUCCUGGAGUUGAACUCUGUGGCCGCCAUGCCAGGCGUGGACGGCUUUACCGUGAAGGUCGACGCUCUGUACAAGGUGGAGGCGGGACACCAGUGGUACCUGCAGGUGAUCUACGUCAUCAGUCCGGAGUCGCGGUCCAGCCUCAGGAUUGAGCGCUCGCUAACUUACCAGCUGAGCCGCCCCAAGAGGGACCUGGUGGACCACAGCGGGCGGCUGACCUUGGAUGAGUCGCUCAUCUACGACAACGAGGGCGACCAGGUGAAGAACGGCACCAACAUCAAGGCCCUGCGCCUGGAGAGCGGGCCCAGCGGAACUUUCCACGCCCAGGUGGGCCGCUCUGUUGGCGGAGGGGUGGCCGUCCUGGCCCUCCUGCUCCUGGUCGGGCUGGCAACCUGCCUGCUGUUCCGACGAUGCCACCGUCAGGCUAAAGCGCCGGGCAAGAAGGCAUACGAGGAGUACCCGCUGAACACCAAGGUGGAGGUCUGCCUGGACAAGUGCGUGGAGAAGAACUUUAGCAGCAAGCACUGCACCGUCACCAACGUCAACGUGUUCAACCGCAACCAGGAACCCGGCGGCAACAAGGCCAAGGUCAAGCAAGUCAACCUGGAAGUCAAACUCCACAACAACCUUAACGACGGCACUGAGGUCUGAAACCACAUAGAUUUUUGGGUGUUUUUUUUAAAGCUAUUUUCUUACGGGAAUGACAUAUUUGCUAAUGUAUUUUUGUACCACUUUGAAAAGGGAAAAGGUGCGACAUGUUUGUUUGUUUUUUUUUUUUUUUUUUUGCUCAUUCAACUGGGCUACCUCACACAUCCACAAAGCACUCGAAAGCUGAUGUCGUCAUUUAUGGACCUGUUGGCUGGGUCCACACUAAGAUGGCUAUUUUCUUUUUUUUUUAAAACGUCCUUUGUAGCUUAGCCUAGUUGGAUGCUUAAUGCAAAAUUUGUGUUUAUUUGAAUCAUGUUGACAGAGGUAAUUUCAUGACAACAUUUCAGCACGCUAGGUGGCUUGCAUCGUGAUAUUAAAAUGACCAUUUUUUUUCAUGUAAAAUUACAACAUUUUUGAGUAAAAAUGUCAAAUUAUUUCUCAUAAAAAUUGCAUCCAAUGUCUUUCAACUUAAAACUGAAAUGUGUGUUCAUGCCAGUGGCAUGGUUAACUUGCACAUCUGUGAAGGCGUCAUUAAUGCUGAAAGGUACAUUGAGGUUUUGUAGCAACAUAUGCUGCCUUAGGGAUUGUCAAAAUCGCUACAUAAUUUUUCAUAAAAUUACAACUUUUUUCACAUGGAAAUAAGAUUAUCAUAAAACAAGAAAAUAUUCUGAAAAUCUGUGAUUGGCUGGUGACCAGUUCAGGGUGUACCCCGCCUCUCCCCCGAAGACGCCAACGACCCUAGUAAGGAUAAACGGUAUGGAAAAUGGAUGGAUGGAUGGAUAAUUCUGAAAAUAUCAGCUUUUUUCGGGUAAAGUUGUACAUUUUUUUUCUUAAACUUAUACUAUUUCCGUUUACUAUUUUAAAAAUCGUGAAAUUUCAUCUUUUACGUGCAAAUCCCAAUUCCAGUGAAAUUGGGACAUUUUGUAAAACGUCAAUAAAAACAGAAUACAAUGAUUUGCUAAUGCUUUUCAACCUACAAUUGAACACACUACGAAGGCAAGAUAUUUAAUGUUCAAUCUGAGGAGUGUUGCAUUUUAUUGCCAAUAUUCUCUCAUUUUGAAUUUGAUGUCAGCAGCACAUUCCAAAAAAAAAGACUGGGAAAGUUGAGGAAUGCUCAAAAAACACCUGGAACAUUCCACAGGUGAACAGGUUCAUUGGAAAGAGGUGAGUGUUCUGAUUGGGUAUAAAAGGAGCAUCGCUGAAAGGCUCACUUGUUCACAAGCAAAGAUGGGGGAAGGUUUACUACUUUGUGAACAACUGCAUGAGCACAUAGUCCAACAGUUUAAGAACAGGAUUUCUCAACGUACUAUUGCAUGGAAUUUAGGGACUUCAUCAUCUAGAGUCCAUAACGGCAUCAAAAGAUUUAGAGAAUCUGGAGAAACUUCUGCACGAUAGGCGGCAAGGCCGAAAACCAACACCACUGUAUUAAAAACUGGCAUCAUUGUGUCAAGGAUGUUGCCACGUUGGCUCAGGAACACUUCAGAAAACCAUUGUCAGUUAACACUGACAUCAACAUCUACAAAUGCAAGUUAAAACUACAAUGCAACACAAAAGCCAUUAUCAACAGGACAUAGAAACGCCGUGGGCUUCUCUUGACCUGAACUCAUCUGAGAUGGACUGACGCAAAAUGAAAAAGUGUGCUGUGGUCUGAUGAGUCCAUAUUGUUUUUUAAUUUGAGGACUCAUGGACAUCGUGUCCUCCGGGCCAAAGAGGAAAAGGACCAUCCGGAUUUGUAUCAGCGCAAAGUUCAAUAGCCAGCAUCUGAAGACGGUAUGUGUGUUAGUGCCAGUGGCAUGGUUAACUUGCACAUCUGAGAAGGCGUCAUUAAUGCUGAGAGGUACAUUGAGGUUUUGUAGCAACAUAUGCUGCCUUCCAAGCAACGUCUUUUUCAGGAACGUCCCUUGCUUAUUCCAGCAAGACAAUGCCAGCGUGGCUGCGUUGGAAAAGAGUGCGAGUACUAGACUGGUCUUCCAGAAGUCCGGACCUGUCUCCCAUUGAAAAUAUGUGGCUCAUUAUGGAGCGUAAAAUAUGACAAUGGAGACCCCAGACUUUAGAAACCGAAGUUGUACAUCCUGCAACAAUGGGAAAUAGUUCCACCUACAAAGCUUCAACAAUUAGUGCUCUCAGUUCCCAAACGUUUUCCAGCUUUUUGGGAACGUGUUGCAGGCAUCCAAUUCUAAAUGAGUGAAUAGUUGCAAAUAAAUAAAGUUGAUCAGUUUGAACAUUAAAUAUCAUGUCUUUGUAGUGUAUUCAAUUGAAUAUACGAAGGUUGAAAAGGAUUUUCAAAUCGUAUUGUUUUUAUUUACAUUUUAUACGUCUCAAUUUUGUCGGACUUGGGGUUUGUUCUAGAUAGUGCAUGCUUGCUGCAAAAUUUUUCUCUGGCAAAUUACAAAUGUUUUUGUUUCAAUAUUCAGAAAUGUGUUUGUGAAAUGUUAACUUCUCUUCAUAGAAUUACAACUUUUUUCUCAUAAAAAAAGGAACAUCUCAUUUAAAAUUACUAUUUUUCUCGGGUUACAGCACCGCAUGUUGCUUUUGGCACACACUUGACAGCCUGUCGGUGUGUUUUUUGUUUGUUUUGUUUUUAAUCGAAACAGUUUUUUCUUUUUAAUUAAAAAAUAUAUAUAUC